AUCAAGAUUCAACUACAAAGUGAGUACCAACACUUUGAAACUGUUAUGUAUUAUAGAACAUGAUGAGAGAGAGUUCAUCAUCACCUUCUAACCUUAAUGUUUCUAUUCCAAUACUCAAUUUGGUGAGACCAAAACACACAAUGAUCUUCACAUAGGACCACUCAUUUCCUUUCUUACAUAUUAUUUUUCUUUCUUAUCUUUUGUGGUACAAAGGGGACCAUAGUAUUAGUAAAGUAAAAAAAACAAACACACGUAUGUGUUAUGUUAUGUGUAUCAAAUAGUUCAAGUCUUCUUCUAUUCCUUUAUGUACAAUUUGAUAAGAAGAAGGGGAUGGUAGAGCAACAAGAGUGUGAGGGAAGAAAAGAGAUGGAAGAGGAAAUUGAGAUGAAAGAAUCAAAAUUCAAGAGGAUUUGUGUUUUUUGUGGUAGUAGUCCUGGUAACAAGAGUAGUUAUAAAGAUGCUGCUAUUGAGCUUGGAAAUGAAUUGGUGUCAAGAAAUAUUGAUCUUGUUUAUGGAGGAGGCAGCAUUGGAUUAAUGGGAUUGGUAUCUCAAGCUGUUUAUGAUGGAGGUGGUCAUGUGAUUGGGAUUAUUCCAAGGACAUUGAUGCCAAGAGAGAUAACUGGAGAGACAGUGGGGGAAGUGAAGGCAGUAGCAGACAUGCAUCAAAGAAAAGCUGAGAUGGCUAAGCAUUCUGAUGCAUUUAUUGCCUUACCCGGUGGAUAUGGGACCCUUGAGGAGCUUCUUGAGGUCAUAACUUGGGCUCAACUUGGCAUCCAUGAUAAACCUGCGGGGUUGUUGAACGUAGAUGGCUACUACAAUUUUUUGCUAUCUUUUAUUGACAAAGCUGUGGAGGAAGGUUUCAUUUGCCCCAAAGCUCGUCAUAUAAUUGUAUCUGCUCCAUCAACAAAAGAGCUUGUCAAAAAGAUGGAGGAAUAUUCACCACAACACGAAAGAAUUGCAUCUAAGCUAAGCUGGGAAACUGGGCAACAUGAUUAGUCCUCAAAUCGUGAAAUCUCAAGGUGUGGGGUACAAACAUUUGUUAAUUACUUUCUUUGGUUUAAGAAACUACUAUUAUUAUUAACAUAAUUUCCUCAAGUUUGAAUUUUUUUUAUGCUGUUGCAUUUUCUUUUUUUGUUAGAGUGAAUUACAGAGCUGACUGCAAUUUAGUUUGUCAAAAACAUUGGAAUUGAAUAGAUGUUACAAGAUUUGUAAAGGA
Molecule: messenger RNA, 1216 nt
Organism: Cicer arietinum (chickpea)
Lineage: Eukaryota; Viridiplantae; Streptophyta; Magnoliopsida; Fabales; Fabaceae
Product: cytokinin riboside 5'-monophosphate phosphoribohydrolase LOG1-like
Biological process (GO): cytokinin biosynthetic process
Cellular component (GO): nucleus; cytosol
Molecular function (GO): hydrolase activity, hydrolyzing N-glycosyl compounds
Source: RefSeq, a predicted model, not a curated record